Molecule: messenger RNA, 3407 nt
Organism: Mugil cephalus (flathead mullet)
Lineage: Eukaryota; Metazoa; Chordata; Actinopteri; Mugiliformes; Mugilidae
Exons: 10
Coding region: 833-3016 (727 amino acids)
Biological process (GO): positive regulation of transcription by RNA polymerase II
Cellular component (GO): mediator complex
Molecular function (GO): transcription coregulator activity; DNA binding
Source: RefSeq, a predicted model, not a curated record
GUCGUUCUCAUCACCAGAGGAACAGCAACACCUCUUCUACGUGCAAGUCUAUCGUCAACACAGCCAUUACCUAAUAUGAUACAAACUGAAAACAUAACAAAUAUGCGUAGCUAGCGUUUGGUUAUAUAUUGGUUAUAUACAGGGUUGUGUUAGGGUCAAUUACAUUGCGAUUAUUUUGGUGUGCUUAUUUUAGACAGCGUUAGCCGCGGUAGCCUGGUGAGUCUCGCGGACCACGGUAAGGCAGCUGUUAGCUGCUACUUAGCUUUAGCUAUUAGUAAGCUUUAGAAACUCAUGUCUAAAAGUAUUGGGGUCACAAUGUAAAGCAUAUUAUGUGGUAUUUUGGAGGGCCUUCACGUAAUGUCUGAUCGUUCAGAGGCAGAGUUUUAGCUAAAUUUACCAUGUGAGCUAACCUAAGGCACCUGCUAAACCUUUAGCAUAGCGGCUGGUUUCAGCAUGGGCUGUAACACCGUUCGGUGGUGUGACUAGCUUUAUGACAUAGCCUUUUCUCGUCCUAAGCAAUAUCGGGCGAAUAUGGAGCUGUGAAUUUCUGUCGAAUGUCUUUUAUGACAAACUCGGUUAUUGAUCAAUUAUAAAAGUACCAAAUACGGCCAGUUUAUGAUUUACUAGUCCUCCUCCGCUCCCCCUCCGUGCAACGUCCCAUGUUUUUGUGGGAUGAAACGUCCCUGUUUUUGAACAUAUUCGUUGAAGCUUGCGCAGAAACUUUGCUUUAACACUUGUAAAGCGGUUUAAAGAUUAUACUGUCAAAUCCUCGUAUAAUCUCCAUAGAUUACUACCUAAUCUCGAAACUGUUCUUUUCUUCCAGGUUGACACAAUGUCAAGAUCUCACUCACGAUCUCCAUGUUACAGGAGGUUUCCUUGGGAGGAACCUAACUUCGAUCCUCACCAUGCCCUUACAGAACUGGAUGGGGAAACCCUGGAUAGGAACAAAAAAUUCAGAGAAUAUCCUGUGAACUAUUUCAGGGAAGACAUGUAUCCAGAAGGCCGAAGAAGAUCCUCCCAUUUCCCUGAUUACCAUAAUUUAAGGCAUAGACCUCACAUAGACCAUGAGGAGUUCUACCACAGGAGGCCGCCACCCCAUCAUGAUGUGAUGCACUAUGAAGACCCCAGGCUUUCUCCACUGCAUGACGGGAGAGGUGAUGGAGACAGACACAGAGGAGAGUUUACAGAAGACCUCCAGAGUUUUGAAAACCGGGGGAGGUUACCCCAGUCGCCUAAGAGGAUAGCGAGGGAAAGGCUACCACCAAUACCUAAGUCUCACUCAGACCACCAACAAAAUGAAUUGGCGAUGGGCUGGAGGAAAGAGGAGCAGGGUAGAGGUCGAGGACGAUUCAUAGAUAACACUCCCAGUACAAGAUCAGAUGAAGAAAGAGCUGGAUCAGACAGGGAAAGGGGAAGGAGUGAACAAGGUCCUAAUAAAAGCAGACCAAGGGAGAACCCACAUCACAAGCGGAGCCUCCCUCUUAAAAGACAAAGAAGAGAAAUGGAUGACUCCAAUCGUCUUGGGUACAGGAAUGAGGAGGACUUUGGGGAAGAGGGUUACUCAAUGGACACACACAGAGAUGGGUCUGGAGGAGACACCUGGGGUAAACGCCCCCUUGGAGAUGUUUGGCAUUCAGGCUCACACGUCAUGGAAAGUGGCACUGUUCACAGCAUCGUAGACCGCAGAAAACUACCACGGAGGGAACACUUUGACGGUCGCAGAGAUUUUGAUCGUCAGAGGACUCUUCGUUCAAUGGGUUUCAGGGUGUUGGAGAGCAGGUUGGAAGAUUGGGAAGACUCAAGAGAAUGCCAUUUUCCAAUUAAUUUCCAAGACUCCAACUAUCAUGAAACUAGGAGGAGUCCAAAAUCACUGGACAAGCCAAACUCCAUGCGAUAUGGUAAUCGAGUCGGACCCAUAGACCAGGAGGGAAGGGGUGGUGCUCACCUAGUUAGAAAGAAAUACAAUCAAAUUCAAUUUGGAAGAACGGGACAUCCUAGGAAUCAACCAUUCUUACAGCAGUGCUCCCAGGGGUACCAAGAUCUUCCUCAUGAAGAGCAGAAGCCAGGGUAUCAACCCUUCAAGAAACACUAUGAAGAUCCCAUUGAAGGGAAGCCCAAGUGGGCAGGAGAAACACAAUGGGACCAUGACAGGCCUGUAAGUCUGGAUCGACAACUAUCAAAGGAAAGCGUCAACCCUAAAAUGCCACCCCAGAGGGAACGUGGACGGAAUGAUCAGAAAACCAAAAACAUGGUCAUUGUGCCUCAGGAAACACUGACCAUCAAAGUGGAUAUGAGUCGAUCGUUGAACCAGAACAGCUCGCUGUGUUACUCCUCAGACAGACAGCUCUCUUUAGACCUGGUCAAUGUGGGUCGACAGCGUCUGGACUUCCUGCCAAUGCUGGAGCACUCUGGGACUUACCAGGAGUCUGCAGUGCACACUGGGACGUUUGCCCAAGAAAUCAUCACUCUCGUGCACCUUGUCCGAGAUCAGUAUUUCAGAGAUGGUGGCCCCACUCUGAAUGAGCGUUUCUCAGUUCCACAAAAGGGUGGCUACGCCGAAGAAGAGUUGGAGGAGCUGACAUUGGAUGAGAGGUUCAGUUCCAACAGAGGCUUCAAUUUAGACAUGAACUCCUUACUUGACGAUCAUGAACCCUUGUUUUCAAGAUUGGGACCCAUGCAGGGUUUGACCCAGCAGCCAGUGCGAGGACCAGGGGACCUGAGGCACGACCUGGAGAGAAGGCGACAGGAGAAACUGGAGGGGGUUAAAGUUACAAUACCAGGGAACAGUACAUCACAGCACCUCCUUGGACCAGUCAGUGACAAGGUCAAGGUGGCUCAGGUGGACCAUGAACAAUUCUUCAGCUGGACAGAGGAGCAGAGCAGGCGAAGAGAAAGCAAGAUGGAACCAAGGCGGGGAGGUUCCAACAGAUCAAACACAGGCUUCCAACGCAGGAACAACCGCUUUAGCAAUCAACGACCAAACGUCCACAGUAACCCUGCAGGUCCAAACUGGUAGUCGGACCGUGGAAACGUAUUCUGUUUGGAUGUUGCUGAUUUGUUCAUGACUGAUAACACAAGUUGUAAAAGACAGCCUAUUAAAGGGAGGAUUUAGUCCCUGUGUUAAUUUUCUUCUUAAGCACAGUGCUGACCUAUCAAACUGUGAAGAAGGCAGUCAAUCGUCUUGAUCCUUCACCUUGUCUUUGUCUUGUUACAGCUUUCACUUUAUUUCAUUUUCAUUUAGAUGUUUUAAAUGAGUUGAUUAAAAAUGUUAAUGUCAAGAGAAAUUAAUUGAUAGUACAUAUAUAUUUUUUGUUGCCAUCAGAUCACUAAACCAUCCUAUGACCCGGAUUCACCCGGACUUCUUUUAAGAAUCAUGUUCAUGUUGCUAAUAAACAGAUGUUCUAUAA